AUGCCUUGUCAAAAUUGUGAGAACCCGGUUCGUAAUGAUGCGGAAGAUCCCCCGCCUCCCGGGCAGUCCAGGAGACAGAUGAGAGAGCAAGACAUCCAAUCUUUACAAAAUCAAGUACGAAUAGCCAAAGAGGGUCAGCAGCGCGCUGAACAAGAGGCCCAUGACCUUCAAGCACAAAUUAACCAGCAAAAUGGACAAAAUCAAGGGGUUGUUGGAGCAGGAUAA
Molecule: messenger RNA, 225 nt
Organism: Rhizoctonia solani
Lineage: Eukaryota; Fungi; Basidiomycota; Agaricomycetes; Cantharellales; Ceratobasidiaceae
Exons: 2
Coding region: 1-225 (74 amino acids)
Source: RefSeq, a predicted model, not a curated record